CAGGAUUGGUCAGCGGUUUGACCCACAGGAAGGCUGACCUCAGGUCUGCCCACUCUCUGCCGGUCUAUAAAACCUACAGCGCACCGUCAGCCUCCACUUUCUGGGAAAACUGCAUCAGUUUGCAUCUGUACACUGUCUGAAGGUCGCCUGAAGGACAACAAUGACUGACCUGGAGACGUCAAUAGCAACCAUUAUUUCAGUUUUCCAGAAGUAUUCAGAGAGAGAAGGAGACAAGCACAAACUCAAGAAGAGUGAGCUGAAGGACCUUCUUCAUGACGAGCUGCCUGAUCUGAUGGCGCACGUUAAGGACCAGUCCGCACUGGACAACCUGAUGGAGGGUCUGGAUGCGGACGGCGACUCUGAGUGUAACUUCCAAGAGUUCAUGACAUUCAUCUCCGUGGUUACCGUCUGUUGCCAUGAGUUCUUCGAGCAUGAGGAAGAGUGAGGGGAGGAAGACAAAGGGGAGCUAGAGUGAAAUAUAAAGGGAUAGAAACCUAGCAACGCACAAACUGUUGGCUCCCUGAGACCCGUCAGAAGGAGGAAACGCAUCUAGUCAGCUUCCAACACCUCAGUGAUGAUGAUGAUGAAUAAACAAAUGUAGCAAUGAAUAAAAGGAAAUAGCUAAAAUGUUAUAUCGAUAACGACAUCCAGACGUAUGAUUGCAGAUCUUUGCUCUAAUGUCACCAAAUUAUAAAGUAAAAGAAUCUUCAAACUUC
Molecule: messenger RNA, 716 nt
Organism: Cyprinodon variegatus (sheepshead minnow)
Lineage: Eukaryota; Metazoa; Chordata; Actinopteri; Cyprinodontiformes; Cyprinodontidae
Gene: s100b
Product: S100 calcium binding protein B
Exons: 3
Coding region: 161-445 (94 amino acids)
Biological process (GO): positive regulation of canonical NF-kappaB signal transduction; positive regulation of cell population proliferation
Cellular component (GO): cytoplasm; nucleus
Molecular function (GO): transition metal ion binding; S100 protein binding; RAGE receptor binding
Source: RefSeq, a predicted model, not a curated record